AUGGAUCCUGGAGGUGUUCUAGCGACUUUACAUUGGUGUCAGCGAAUAAAGGAACCCAAUAAAACACCAAAACGAAUGAAAAAACUUGGAAAAAGUUUCGAAGUGAACGGCCAUCUUUAUUUUUGUAAUCGUUUGGAGUUGGUUGUGAGAAAACAGAACCACUCAAAACUUAUUCAAGAAUAUUCAAACAUAAAACCAAAGCUGGUUUUACCGUCUCCAGUAUUUUUCCUACAAUUGUGCAAUUUUAUUAGCUUUUCAAUUAAGCUAUGCGCUUAUUCACAAAUUGUUUAA
This is a messenger RNA of Clunio marinus, 291 nucleotides long. The record is from the annotation of a GenBank genome assembly. NCBI's taxonomy places the organism in Eukaryota, Metazoa, Arthropoda, Insecta, Diptera, Chironomidae.